Molecule: messenger RNA, 3520 nt
Organism: Tyto alba (common barn owl)
Lineage: Eukaryota; Metazoa; Chordata; Aves; Strigiformes; Tytonidae
Gene: RGS9
Product: regulator of G protein signaling 9
Exons: 17
Coding region: 74-1531 (485 amino acids)
Biological process (GO): regulation of G protein-coupled receptor signaling pathway; G protein-coupled receptor signaling pathway; intracellular signal transduction
Source: RefSeq, a predicted model, not a curated record
GCGGGUGGCCGCAGCCAGGUGUGCCUGGCUGGGGCCGCUGCUCCGCUCCGCUCCGCUCCGUCAGCCCGGCACCAUGACCGUCACACGGCUCGACCAGGGGCAGCGCCACCGGCCGCGAAUGGCCUUCCUGAAAAAGAUCGAAGCGCUUAUGAUGGAGAUGCAGAAUCCAGACACGGGCAUCAAGACGCAGACACAGAGGGUGAUGGUCACGAACAUCCCACAUGCUGUGGCAGGUAAUGUUAUAUUGCAGUGGAUUCUCCAACGCUUGCAGAUCACUGAGGAAGAGGCACUCCACCUGGGGGACCUGUUUGUCAAAUAUGGAUACAUCUAUCCUCUUCAGGAGCCAAAGAACCUCACCCUUAAGACAGACAGCAGCCUGUACAGGUUUCAAACCCCGUAUUUCUGGCCCGCACAGAGCUGGCCCGCUGAUGACACAGACUAUGCAAUUUACCUAGCAAAGAAGAACAUUAAGAGGAAAGGGAUUUUAGAAGAAUAUGAAAAGGAACAUUACAACAUGCUCAAUCAAAAAAUAAACUACAAGUGGGAUUUUGUUAUUAUGCAGGCCAAAGAGCAGUAUAAGGCAGGGAAGGAGCGGAAGAAGGCGGAUAGGUACGCCCUGGACUGCCAGGAGAGAGCCUACUGGCUUGUGAACCGAACUCCUCCCGGCAUGCUAGAUGUCCUAGAGUACGGAUUAGACCGCGUAACGGAUCCUAAUGAAAAUAAGAAAAAAACUAUGGCUUCUUAUAGGAGAGAGAUCAUGUACUAUCAGCAGGCCAUCAUGAAGACCAGAGUGAAAUCUUCUGUCUCUCUCGAAGGGCUUGUGAAGUACUCAGAGCAGUUCCUCUCCAAUGAUCCUAUCCUGUCUGGAUGUCUCCCCAGCAACCCCUGGAUAACAGAUGACCCUGAGUUCUGGGAUCUCAAUGCAAAACUAGUGGAAGUCCCCACCAGAAUGCGUGUAGAGAGAUGGGCCUUCAAUUUCAAUGAGCUGAUCCGGGACCCGAAAGGUCGGCAGAACUUCCAGCUCUUCCUGCGGAAGGAGUUCAGCGGAGAGAAUCUGAGUUUCUGGGAAGCCUGUGAAGAUCUCAAGUAUGGAGACCAAUCCAAGGUCAAAGAAAAAGCAGAAGAAAUUUAUGAACUCUUUCUGGCUCCAGGAGCAAGGCGCUGGAUUAACAUUGACGGCACAACAAUGGGCAUCACGGUCAAAGGCCUCAAGCACCCCCAUCGUUACGUUUUAGAUGCUGCCCAGACCCACAUUUACAUGCUGAUGAAAAAGGACUCCUAUGGCCGCUAUUUAAAGUCUCCAGUAUACAAGGAAAUGCUGGCCAAGGCUGUUGUGCCACAAGAGACUGUCAAAAAAAGUUCCACUUUUCUGUUUGGACGCCGUCAGCUCCGCUCCAGCCCCAGCCCCAUCAUCCUGAGGCAGCAGGAGGAAGAGGCCAAAGCCAGAGAAGCUGCCGCGACCGUGGACAUCACGCAGGUCAUGAGCAAGCUGGAUCGCAGGAGCCAGCUCAAGAAGGAACCUCCCAAAUAGGCUCUGAGCCCACCAGGUCGCAGAGCAGGGAAAAGACAAGCCGAGGCUGGUGUUGAGCUUCGUCUCCCCUUCCUGAAGGUGUCAGUGCUGCUUUAGGUUUCCCAGGCCGGCUCUGCCAGCAGCCCGCUUCCUGCACGUUGCCAUGGCUCCUGGAGCAGCAGAUGUCACUUCCCAGGCAUGUCAGGCAUGGGAAUGCUGGCAGAGCCAGGCCGCUGGCUGUGCUGGACUCGGGGUGCAGGGCCCUGGCUCCCUCCCCACACACGUUGGCAGGGAGGUGCCUUUUGGCUGCCCCGAGCACCCCCACCGCCCCGGCCCGGAGGUUGGGCAGGCCGGCCGCUUCUCCCUGGCUCCUGCUCUUCCAGGAGGUGGGAUGGCACGAGGCAGAGGAAAGCUCUGCCAUCCAAAUCCUUUGGGUUCAAAUCAGCCUUCCUUGGAGCAGAGGUGGAUGACCCCGCAGGGAGCAGGUUCAUCCUCUCGGGGGGGGAUGUGCACCCUCCCAGGGGAUGCGUCCUGGGCACCCCCUGAGGGGAGUGCACCCCUCACUUCAACCAUCCUGCGCCUCCUAGCCAGGGCAGCAGAGCCACAGGCAGAAGAGCAGGGUAGAUUUCUUGUGAGGAUGGUAGGAUGAGUGUUCCUGAAGGUUUAGUUGACCCUUUGAAUUUUAAUGGCACCUCCAGUUCCCCUGGCACGUUGGAGAUGCUCAGCAGAAAGCUCUGCUCUCCCCUGUGACUCCCCCACACGAUGUGCUGGGUGUGCAGGUAAAGAGAGCCGUCUCUCGCAAAAGCCUGCAGGAGGGCUCAAGAGAUGCAGCUGCAGCUUUAGGUUUCUUUUAUCAAAUCCUUCCUACCUCUUGUCUUUUUCCUGCUCUUCUAUUUUCUGUUGUUAAAAAAACCUAACAGGAGGUAGUUCCGGUUGUCACUGGCUUGUAGCCCACAGGCAACGAAGAACCAGGGUAGAGGUGUUAAGAGCUGAUUUCAACUUUAAGUAGUGGUGUGGAUUUUUUUUUUUUUUUCACUUGCUCUGUCUCUUUUGCUCUUCAGAAUGAGGCAACGUAAAAUACUAUGUUAGUGCUAAAGAGCUCAGGGAGAUUCCAGGCUUUGCUGGGAAACCCCGACAUGUCUGGACCAGGCCGAUAAUUACCAGAAGUGGGAAGAUUCCUGCAAAGCCUCGUAAAGGCAAUUGGGGGAGGAGAAAAGAUUUUGUAUUAAAAUUGAAGGGAAGCAGAGGGACGAGGUGGGAAGUGCUGAGGUCCUGGAAGAUUCUUCACUCUGAUUCAUAUUGUUCAUCUGGUUUUUCUACUGGUAUGAUUUUACAGGAAAUGGGAGAUGGAAAAAGCUGGAUGUGAGUGGGCGCCCUCAGGUACCAGGGUGCCUGCAAAGCAACGCCUUGCAAACAGGGAGAUAGUCGGGCGGUAGCUGUGUCCCCAACAGCUUUGAACAGCGAUUCUUGCCCUCCCUGUGUGUGUUAUCAGAGGCAGAAUCAGGGCUACGUGGUCUGAUCUGAUAUCACUGCAGAACUAGUCUCCUUCGCUUAGCAGCUGAGCUAGGGAGAUUUUCAUGACCUCCGCUAACCUAAUGGUGAUAAACCUUCUUAGAGGAAUUGAAACCAAGUUGCGUGAGUCUUUUGCUCUGAUGUCAAGGUCUGCUUGCUAAGUCUCUGCUCUUAUUCCCAGUGGAAGCAAUGGCAAAUUUUGCAAUGCUGUAAGGGUGAGCAGGCUCAGACCGUAUUUUUUUUUAAUUCUGCUUAAAACCACAAGGUUUUUUAACAUCAGGUACUGAGCACCAUCAACCUACCUUGACAUAAGAGCACUGAAAGACACUCAAGAACUUGUCAGGGUUGGUCCAAAGCUACUUGGAUGUGAUGAGCUCUACAGUCUAUUCAGAGUUUGUAGAACAUGGAGCACUGAGCAUGUUGGGAUUGCCAGUAUGUAGUAACAUGUGAAAGAUCAAGUCAGGGUAUAAAUAAUAAAUAACAAAUCUGUGUGUUCCA